Dinoponera quadriceps is the source of this 2392-nucleotide messenger RNA. It is a transcript of the gene BBS4, whose product is annotated as Bardet-Biedl syndrome 4 protein. NCBI's taxonomy places the organism in Eukaryota, Metazoa, Arthropoda, Insecta, Hymenoptera, Formicidae. Gene Ontology annotation, molecular function: protein binding. Gene Ontology annotation, biological process: cilium assembly; protein localization to cilium. The record is from RefSeq and is a predicted model, not a curated record. The transcript is spliced from 11 exons. Bases 559 to 1914 code for a protein of 451 amino acids. Gene Ontology annotation, cellular component: ciliary basal body.
UUUGUGCACCGCACUAGACCCGUACGAUUCCGGCGCAAGCUACAGCAUAGCGUCCGCCUACAUCUUGGAGCGCUGCUGAUAACAGGUACAUAAGCUGGCCGUUAUCGCAUAUGAUAGCACCGUCGCAAUAUCGCGAUAUCGCCGUCCACGCGCAUCGUCCCUCUCUCUCUCUCUCUCUUCCCCUCACUUUCCUUCCUGCCCCAUUUGUGCCGCAAAUUUCCAACACACUCGACGCACGAUUGCCAUAUAACCGACUUUUGCCAGUAUCCCAAGUCUCGUCAGACGCUCGUCCAGCCGUCCUGGGCCACGCGAUGUUUCAGCAAACGUUAAAUCGCGACACACUUGCCGCGCUUGACAUCUCACGCUACACUAGCGACAUUUUAUCGCUCGGUUUCGUUCGCGACUGACGUAAAGUGCGAACGAACCUUCAAUAUUCAACCGCAUUCAACCAGGCCUAUAUCGGUUGCCAUGUUGAAGGGUUAAGCGGUGAUGAUACGGUGCGAGCACGAGGGCGCGAAAAACAAAGGUGAAAAAGUUACCGAUAGUUAAAUUAUCGUAAUGGCGAACGACAUUAUUCGUAACGGCCGAUUACAAGAAACCACCACGAUCGUACAACGGGCGAGAAGCGACAGAAGCAAAAGAGCUCCGGACAUAGCGGCUAUCGAAAGUCGCAAUUGGUUGUUACAUCGACAUUACACGAGGCACGAGUACAACGCUUGCAAGUUGCUUAUCGAGCAAGAAUUAUCGAAAUCGGAUGGUCAUGAAUACGCAAAUUAUUUGAAGGGCUUAAUUCUGAGAAAAGAGGGUAAAAUUCAAGACUCACUGGAUUGCUUUCAAACGGCUUACAAUGUAAAUUCGACAAACGUCGAUAAUGUUAAGCAGAUAGCGAAAUCGUUGUUAAUAAUGGGAAGUCAUCAGCGAGCGAUAGACGCGUACAUCGAGGCGGAGAAGAUAUCCGUUCUACCGGAUUGGGAAAUAUAUAACGGUCUUGGCGAGGCUCACGUGAAGCUAAAUCAGUUGCAAGAGGCCAAAAAGUAUCUAAAACGAUCAGCCGAGUUGACGAAAAACGAAUUGCCCAAUCUCGCUCUCGCGAAACUCUAUCUCUUAGAUGACAUGAUUCCAGAGGCUAGGACAGCUUAUACAGCGGCUCUGAACGGGAAUUCCGAGAGCAUCGAUGCAGCGACGGAAUUGGGUCUUUUGUAUCUUAGGAUCGGAGACACGCAACGAGCAUUUCAGCAAUUCGGAGCGGCACUGGCUCACUCGUCUAAUUGCGUCAAUGCAAUUUUACCCAUGGCUUAUAUAAUGCAGAAUCAUCGAGAGUACGACGUGGCAUUAUCAAAGUACAAAGUCGCGGCGCAAACCAUUCCAGAGUCUUCAGUGCUUUGGAAUAACAUUGGCAUGUGCCUUUAUGGGAAACAAAAAUACGUCGCGGCUAUUAGCUCUUUGAAACGAGCCCAUUAUUUGUGUCCGUUAUCUUGCAUUCCGUCGUGCAAUCUGGGAAUCGUUUUCCUCACCACCGGGCAGCCUGCAUCCGCUGCGGUUUACUUAUGCGCCGCAGUUAGCGCCGAACCAAAGAAUCCUACGCCGUAUUUGUUAUUGGGUUUGGCUUUAAAACGCCUAGAUGAUUUGGAGGGUGCCGAGAGGUCCUUGACGAAAGCUCAUGCUUUAGCUCCUCAGGACCCAUUAAUAUUGAUUAAUUAUGCCGUGGUACUCGACGCUCGCGGUAAACAAGCUAAUGCCACUGAAAUUUUGAUUGCGCUCAACGACAUUAUGGCCGUUGUCGACGUUGAUACACAGGUGUCACAAAUGGCGAAAAAGUUAUCCAAAAAAUUGCACCACGAGGAAACAAAAGCCAACCAAGAGCCGUCGACGGACAAUAGCGAGGAGCGACAAUUGAGUGCUGAUGAGGUUUGAAAGUUACCUCGCUUUCAAAAUUAAUUAAGAUAAAAUAUAUGCGCAAUUAAAUUACUUUAUACGUUUAUUGUUUCGUACACAGUGAGCAACGUAUAUGUACAAUGUAGCAACAGUUAAGGACGUAUAUUGCAUUUAUUUAUUAUUCACACGCUUUAGGAGGUACACAUGUAAAAUAUAGCGCACUGAUUGUACAAGUCACAUAAAGAUGGAACUAUGAGAUCAAGUAUACAGAGUUUCGAGAGAAGAAUCACGUGCGCAAAUUGUUUGUUUCUCAGAUGCAACAUAUCUAAUUUUAUUAACGGGCUCAUUCGCAAUUGUUCUAAAAGGGACAGUAUUACAAUACUAACGGUAUAAAUAAAAACUUGUGAUUUUUCGCAACACUCUCUUUAUUCCGGAUGAAUUCAUCUUAACACCUUGUUCACCAAUUACAACAUAGACUGUAUCGUAUAUUAAACCCGAUAAAGCCCGAUUUGCCACA